Vitrella brassicaformis is the source of this 3487-nucleotide messenger RNA. The record is from the annotation of a GenBank genome assembly. Lineage: Eukaryota; Vitrellaceae.
CUACCCAAGCCGCAUGACAUCCGAGAGAGGUUGACCCGAAUCCGCGGGAGUGCUCUUCGUGUACCUGAAAAAGCCGGGGGGCACAAGACAGCAACCAGAAACGGUGCAAGCUGCCAUCCAAGACUUACUUUUCCAUGAGCUGAGCCAUUUUCUGUUUGUGCUCAAGUGACGGUUCUUUUCUGUCUGCAAUACGGUCGGAAAAAACAAUGAGCGAUCGGCCUCUUCGUUUGACUUCAUUGCCAAUCGAGCAUACCCUCUUGUUCGGGAGAUGGGCUGCGCCUUUUAUCCUCGUCCCUGGGCUGUCGAUUUGGGCUUGGUGAACUGUUCUCAAGAAGUGCACAACAGACACAUUGCAAGAAUCCGUUUGAUCGUCUGUGUCUUUCGGCAGGAAGAAAAGUGUACCGGGACUUCUUGCGAGUCGACUGGAGGAUUUUUGCGGAGAGGGCAGACUUGUAGGAUGUCGGCCGUCUGCACGAAAUCGAUGGAAAUGACCGUAGAGCAUAGACAGCAAAGGGAGACAGAUAAGAAAACAGUUCAACCGCCCUCAAUAUACUUGAUUCUCUUCACCUGGCGUAGUCCUUCCCGCUCGCAAGUGCCUUGUUUCGUUCACGUUUCCGAAACUCUUCCAUCAACUCCUCGUUUGUCUGAAAGGCAGCAUGUCAGUUGCCAGGCCUAGUGGUGUGAAUAACUGGACGCGGUAUCCCUUCUACCGCCCUUUUAUACCUUUGGGCGGUCACGGUCCGAUCUCUCUCGGUCUUUUUCGUCCCAGUCGCGCCAGUCUCGUUUCGAUCCUCUGUCCCUGUCCCUACUGCGGCUCCUUUCUCUCUUCACUCGCCGAUAUUCCGGCUCUCCCGAACCACUGCGGCUGCGGGCAUGGUGGUCACGUCUGAUUUCACGCAAUGGUCGGACUUCUGUGCAUGUAGGGAGAACAAUGCAUUUGUCGAACCUUCGUCGAUCGCGUUCCACGUGUCUGCCGCGGCCAUCGUCAAACUCCUCCGAAGGGGACCUGAGCGGCAGGCGUGGGUAAUAUAUGCCUUUGUUUGUCCAAUACUGUUGCCACACCUUCGUCGUCGACUCGCGUCUUCGCGGCGACGCCUUUCCCCGUCUCUCUCUUUCCUCUUCUCGUGAUGGUCACUACAAGUUACAAAGUCAGCUUGAUGCAUUCUAUAAAAACAGAAAAGAAAUUCGAAGCUUGCCUCUCCUGCUUGCGCCGGUCCUGCCUGUCUUCUGACUUCGAUGCACUGCGUGACCGCGAGUACCGGACAUCGUACUUCCUGUCCUUGAGAUUCCCCCGCUCGUCGUUACGUCUCCCAUCGUCUUCUCUUGGUGCACUUUCAUCAAUUUCGGCAUCAGCAGGACCAUUGUCUCCCAAAGCGUCUUCCUCCUCGUCUCUACAAAACACGUUGGAGGGGACGACUCAUACUUGCAAAAUCUCCUGUUCGGACAGAAGGCCUUACGUUCGCAAGAUGACGAGCCCGAGAUCGAUUGUCUCCUCCGAACCAUCUUCCAGCGCAACUAGACAGGAUAGGCGGCCAGCAUUCUUGUCAAUCACCCUCACGACUGCCCCUUCCAGCCAGUCCCCGCUGCAAAAUAGCGCAGCCACAUUGCCUUUUCCCUUUUUUUUAAAAAGGGAGCAAAUUGCUGAUAUCUUCUCACUUGGAGCAGGCAUCCACCUUCGUUCCCGGCACAAAUUCUUCGAUUCUCUGCUUGUUGGACUUCUUCCGCUUCCGGUGCUCAUCCAUCGCGAUUAGCUGUCAAGAAACAAAACAUGAGAGGACGUCAUGCGAAAGGGCCUUAGUAGUAACAAUCGUCAAAAACCUGUGCGCCAUAUUGCGUCUUGAUCUUCACAGGCAGCCUCGGCAGGACUGCACCAACAACGAUUCCGAGACGUGAAAAGCGUCUCUGGUUGUACGUCUCCGUGUACCUGUGGAGCUGUGUGAGCCGUACUUGUCCUCGGUAAUCAGGCUCUCAACAAACUGCCCCAUCUCCCUGAGGCAGUUGAGAAGAAAGCGACCGUGGACCGAAGAAUUUGUUUCUUCGUAUUUUCCAGGUCCGUACAUCUUUUUGUUUUUGUCAGUGCCUGGAGCGAACUCUUCGUCGUCCAAGAAGUACGGCUCGUACCACUUCCACAGCUUCUGAGGAUCCAGAAUGUAUCGCAGGUACAAGAACCCACAAGCGCGGAUGUACGGCGAGUCUUGAUGAUCCAGAAGGCUCUUGACCUGUUGUUCACGAGACGCACCGUUGUAGAGUUCACGAGAAUCCCAGUGCUCACCUGUUUUUCCGUAAGCCGCAUCGUAAAGAACUUGUACAAACAGCAGAAGAGCGUGGAUGGCGCCCGAGAGUUGCCCGCACAGUAAGGGUCUGAGGCAAUGUAGGCGCCACAGAUGGCAUCAACGCACGGGAGAAAGACGUCAGUUGUUACCUGCGUGAUCUGCAUAUUGGUAGAUCUGAGACAUAUGGUAACGAAAGGAGAUGUGCAGAAACACGUGUCAUGUGUUCUCUGACCGGCCACUCACCUCGUCCACGACUUCAUGAAACUGCUUGAGAGCGAAUAGGCUCUUGUAGUACUCGGAACUGAGGAUGUUCUCGCGCAGCAGGGUGUUCAAAUUGAACGUGGUUGGAUUUGUCCUGACACAGCCGGAAUGAAACAACGAAAUGGCUGCUAGUAUGCACACGAAGUCGUUCGUGCGACGUACAUUUCAACCAUGUUUGGCUUUUCCAGCGAGUCGGACUGAGCCUCCUGCUGACGCUGCACCCUGCCAAGCUGGUGCUGAUGGUGCACAACAACCAAAGAAACUCGGUGCCUCUUUCCUCAUGUCAUGUAACCGCUUACCACAGCAGUUUUGUACUUUCGACAGAAUUUGCACGACAGCUGCGGCUUCGUGUGCAGAUGGCACCUCAGAAUCUCAGGCUCUUCCUGUAGGUAACCAGUCGAUUGCUGCGCACCCAUGGCACUGCCUGCACUUCCUAUACCCAUCGCGCCAACAGCAUCAACCAUGGGAGCGUAUGCCGCCCCCUGAGUCGCGACGGGAGCUGUCUCUUGCUGUGCUGGCGGAAGCUGGCUUGCCGUAGGGACGCUUGGGCCAGAGUUCUCGUUCGGAGCCGCGUCGUAUGGUGACUCACCCCAUGCAGCUGCGCAGCACAUAGUCAAUAGACAAAGGAUGACAAGAGUCUGCUAAAGCUCUUUCCUCACUUACCCGCGUUAUACACCCCAAAUGCUUGCUGCUGUGAAGACGUGACUGCAGGAGCGACACUAGCCUCCACAGGCUGCUGACCGCUUGCAGGAACAGGUUGGGCGCCGGUUGCAGCCUGUUGUUGCUGAAGCGGUGCUUGCAUCGACAUGUAUGCUUGUUGAAUGGGGAAGGGGUAAGGCCACGGCCACGGCAGCAUCUUUGCUAUUGCUUCACUCACAGGGUGUAGAUGUUUCAGCCUAGAAUGUGAAACAAGAAACCGCAUUCGGUGGAACGGCUGCGCGUUUGGCCACCAU